UAUUUAUUUCAUACGGUCGACUUAAUUGGUUCAACUUAAUUGCAUGGCUGUUGUUUAUGUGUGAUUUAUGACUGUAUAUAUCUUAUAAAGUUUUAAUGAGAAGUGUACAUCGCUAGAUUUUGUUAAGCGAACACCCGAGGGUUAAGACAGUGAUUUAAUCUGGUGAAACUGUAUAUCAGAUUGAUCUUGCAUACAAAAUUGCAGCUCAAAGAGUAAAACACAUGAGAGAAGUUUGACAUGAAUUUCUGUUUAAAGUCAAUGGAGUAUACAACUUACAUUAACAAUUUCCAUAUAUGUAAAUAUUAAAUACGUUAACAUAUAGAACGAUUACAAAAUAAAGUUAUGAAAACAAGAACGCAUGCUAAUGCGUUUACAAAUAACAACUUCACAGAAACACGACCGGUUCACAGAAAACAGAGAAAAGACAACUGGACUUAAAUAUACGAUAAUUAUUCAUAUACUGACAUUCUAGGGCGCGCAAAUUUUUUAAACAGUUAUUCAUACAUUGACACUCUAGAGCGCGCAAAUUUUUAAACAGUUUAUCUAAAUUCCUGUAUCAUUCAGGUACGUUAUAUUCUUCAUGUAGUGUAUGAACGUGAGGGUCGUCAGAUGACAGAGAUAGUAAAAUGUGACUAUAGUAUAUAUGAAGUUAUUGUAACCAUAGGGCGGCAAGCGUUAUCAUGUAACACCUUAAAGCCUCAUCGAUUAGGAUUGUAAAUAAACUGAAUCAUCGCGGUUUUUGAGGCUUUAAACCAUUUAAGGAAAGUAAGAUUUAAGGUGCACUAUUUACAUUACUUUAUGGAGCGCGAAAAUUGGAAUAUAGGGGACGAAUAGAAUUGACUUUAAUAUGGUUUUCAAUUAAUUUCCUAAUUUAUAUCUGUUUGAAAUACUUGUAAAUUAUUUUGUCAAAGUGCUAUUGUGUGGAAUUUGGUGCUGCAUGCAUGUUUUGGCAUAAUGGUUGUGCUACGAGGUGACUUGAUAAAGUGUGUGGUUCUUGGUGACGAUAAUGUUGGAAAAACUAGUAUGCUCAUGUGUUACGCAACAAAUCGGUUCCCAUCACAGCACGUGCCGAACGUAUUUGACAACUAUGCAGGGUCGGUUGUAUUAUCAGGAAAACAGUAUACAUUGCAGAUGAUAGAUACAACUGAGCAGGAAGACACUGACGAAGCAAGGCGUCAGAGCUACUCCGGAGCGGAUGUGUUCAUUGUUUGUUUUUCCGUUGUGAAACCAGAAACGCUUAGAAAUGUGAAGCGUCGGUGGAUACCAGAAAUACGAGAUCUAAUGGGAGAAACACCAAUUAUUUUAAUUGGAACUCAAACAGACUUGAGAGACGACGAAACAGUUCUUAAUAAACUCAAAGCCAAAGGUGAAAAACCAAUCAGUGCGCGAGAUGCUACGGUUGUGAGUCGCCAUAUCGGGGCAGCAUGUUAUAUGGAAAGCUCUCCCGUAAUGAAGAAAAGAAUGAAACGUGUCGUGAAUGACGCAUUUGUAUCUGUGUUUUGUCGAAAAGAAGAUCAUCAAAGUUUUGGAUGUACAAUUGUCUAAUGGUGUAGAUAAGGUGGACAUAAGGGUGUCUUCACCAAGAGACAGCCAGCAAUUUUUAAAAUAUUUCAAUCAAUUUUUUCCCAGUUUACGUACACGUGUUUAUCAGUCAUGAAUAGCAUGUGACCCGUCCGAUUUUGUACUAUAUAGGCAUCAAAAAUGCGACCGAGCUUUGGUCGAACCAAAAUGUGUUGAAAAAAGUGAAUACGAUUUUUCAAUGAACAUAGAAUGAAGCAAAUUCUGGUACAUGUCAAAUUGUUUAUUAUUAUGUCUUAUAAUAAGACUAUUAAUUUGCAGUCAUUGGCUAUCCGAUGUCUGCCUUCUUACUUAUUCGUACUUGGAAGAAUGUUUAUGCUAGGAAACAGUUAUGUGCUUUAUUCCUUGGCGUAAUAUGAAAAUCCACGUUUUAAUUUAUAAACAUGAUGACAAAAGUAAUGACCAUAACGAUGUUGAUGACGAUAAUGAUGAUGAUGAUGAUGAUGAUAUUAUGUGUAGGGUUGCCAGUCAAACUACUGUUUUCUCGCAUUGAUUCGUUGCUUGUGCGAUCCUAAUGAUACAUGCAUUGGAGAAAAAUUUAUUGAAGAAUUUGGUUGAAAACUCUUUAGAACAAUUCCUGCGUUUUAAAAGUUUACCUUUCUUGGUCAUGUUAGCAUAACGAUGAAUAUUUUCCCAGACGAUGCAUUCCGAAGGAGAAGGACAUGCAUUUGUUGCACAAGCUAAGCGCAAACUGCGUGUUCAGAUAAUCUUGUGUUCAAAUGCUCCUGUUUAAUAUAAGCAGCAGAUCAUCAGUAAUAUCGUUUCAUAUGUGCACAUAUGUAAAACAUUGUAGUUCCGAGAACGCGGUUUGUUUAGUGCAUUUGGUAGCAGCUACUAUAAGUCGGUUCUAGUCAGUACCACAACUUAGUCGAACUUUGGUGCACAGUACCAAAGUUAUUAGUGCCACUUCGUGGUGUAACACUGGCGUGUAGUUUAAAAAUUAUACUCCUUAACAAAAGAAAGAUGAUAAGGUGUAAUAAGGAAGUUUAGUUCCCUUGAUUAUGGAUUGUUUUUCACAAAAGAUAAAUAAAUAGAUAGUUCGUUUUAUGUCCUUAAACUGUUUCUAUUUAUGUUUAUACGUAUGUUCAUUUUUUCUGAUGCCAGUUAUGUAGAUAUGCGAUAUUUGUCUUAUAGAACGUUACAGUGCUAUGGUACUGUGCAGUGCGCAGUGCUAUGGUAGAGUGCAUUGCGCUCGCAUAUCUCAAGAUUAUGGUUUUGUUACUUUGUAUACACAAUUUAAUCCUAACUAUAUAUUAUUGGUGCUAAAUAUCAAUGUGCUUUUUGCCUGGUGUAGAAUGCAUCUUAAACUUGUAAAUAUGAUUCUUAUUAUUUAUUAAAUAUACAUAAAAAUGUUCAUGAAA
Molecule: messenger RNA, 2939 nt
Organism: Mercenaria mercenaria
Lineage: Eukaryota; Metazoa; Mollusca; Bivalvia; Venerida; Veneridae
Product: cell division control protein 42 homolog
Exons: 3
Coding region: 955-1545 (196 amino acids)
Biological process (GO): small GTPase-mediated signal transduction
Molecular function (GO): GTPase activity; GTP binding
Source: RefSeq, a predicted model, not a curated record